Molecule: messenger RNA, 585 nt
Organism: Paramuricea clavata
Lineage: Eukaryota; Metazoa; Cnidaria; Anthozoa; Malacalcyonacea; Plexauridae
Source: the annotation of a GenBank genome assembly
AUGAAGUUUGUUCCUUUUACUGACGAGUCGAGAGCGUCAUUAGAUGGUCCGGAUGACUGGGCUAAAGCAUGUGUUUUCAAUGGUGGUAAUUGUCCUAACAGGAUGAGGCGUCAACAUGGUGGUGGUGCGGUUAUAAUUUAGGGCGGAAUCAUUGGAAAUGUUAUCAUUGGUCCCUCCCGCGUUCCUGAAGGUUUAAAGUUGUCCUCAGGUACGUAUUGCCCGUUCCUGAAAAAUUCCCUUGAGCCAUGGUUGGACAACCUUCCUUUGGCAACUUUGAAGAAGAUUAUCUUUAUGCAUGAUAAUGCACCGUCCCAUGCAGCAAAAGCAACAACGCAAUUUCUUCACUCACUUGGAUUUGUGAAUGAAACCCUGAUGGUUUGGCCUCCAAACUCACCAGAUUUGAUCCCAAUAGAGAUAAUAAAGCGUCAUAUUUAUGUGAAUGACAAGCAGUACUUAUCAAAACAUGAUCUGUGGAUGGCCAUCAAAGAAUUAGCAGCUACCAUCCCUAAGUCCACCAUCGAGAAACUGACUGAUUCAGUGAAUGACAGACUUUUUGAAGUCAUCGAACGUCAGGGCGCAUGUUAA